Molecule: messenger RNA, 1503 nt
Organism: Miscanthus lutarioriparius
Lineage: Eukaryota; Viridiplantae; Streptophyta; Magnoliopsida; Poales; Poaceae
Source: the annotation of a GenBank genome assembly
AUGGCGCCGCCGACGAGGAAUGGCUCCUUGGAACACCCCACCCGGACGUCCUCCCAGGGGAGCAACAAGGCCGGGCGGACGGCGAGGAUGGCGGAGUCGCCCACCGGCCUCAGCCCCAAGGUCGACCGCCGCACGGCGGUGAGCGCCGAGAGAGAGAAAAGGAGGCCACUGACGACGAAGCUGUCAGAGCUGGAGUCCCAGCUGUCGCAGCUGCAAGACGAGCUCAAGAAGGCCAAGGAGCAGCUCCAUUCCUCCGAGCUCUUCAGGAAGCGGGCCCUGCAGGAGGCCGACGACGCCAAGGCGCAGGCCGCCGCGGCGUCCGCGCAGGCGCGCGACUCCGAGGUGCAGCUCGCCGAGCUCUCGUCGGCCGAGGAGGCGCGCCUCCUGGAGCUGCGUCGCCUGUCUCAGGAGCGCGACCGCUCGUGGCAGUCGGAGCUGGAGGCCAUGCAGAAGCAGCACGCCGCGGACUCGACCGCGCUGGCGGCGGCGAUGGGCGAGGUGCACCGCCUCCGCGUCCAGCUCGCCGCCGCGGCGCGCGCCGAUCGCCGGCAGGACGUGGUGGAGGCGCUGGCCACCAUCGACGAGCUCAGGGUGAAGCUCAAGGCGAGCGAGGAGGCCGAGGCGCAGGCGCGCGCCAUGCACGAGGAGUGCAAGCAGCAGCUGGAGGCGAGCCGGGCCACCAUCGAUUCGCUGCUCACCGACGGGUCCAAGCUGAUGGACUCGUUCAGCCUCGUGGUGAAGGAGCUCGAGGAGUCGCGUGCCAAGGUCAAGGCUCUCGAGGACGAGAUCGCGGAGACGUCGUCGAAGGCCGCAAGCGACCGCUGCAACUGCUCGGGCUCGGAGUCGGAGGCCGCCGAGCUGAGGGCGGAGCUGGAGGCCGCGGAGGCCAGGUACCAAGAAGAGAAGAUCCUUAGCACCGUCGAGACGCAGUGCGCGUACGAGCUCAUGGACCAGAUAAAGACAGAGUCCGACCUGCGGCACGGCAAGCUCGCGGCGGCGCUCGAGGGCGCUAAGUCCGAGGUCAUCUUCCUUAAGGCGAGCCUGUUCGACAAGGAAUCCGAGCUACGGAGCGCGCUGGACGCGAACAAGAAGCUACAAGCGGAGACGAGAACAGACAGCUCGGCCGACGCGCUGAAGAAGCAGCUGCAGGGCGCGCUGCACGAGAACGGGCAGCUGAAGCAGGAGCUGCGUCAGUACGAGUCCGAGAAGGGCUCCGCAACCGCGAGGACGGCGGAGGCCGACGCGGCGGAGGCGGCGAAGAAGGGCGAGAUGGAAACCGAGCUGCGUCGCCUGCGGGUGCAGGCCGAGCAGUGGCGGAAGGCCGCGGAGACAGCCAUGGCGCUGCUGACGGUUGGCAAGGGCGGGAACGGCAAGGUCGUGGAGCGGAGCGAGUUGUGGGAGGGCGGCAAGUACGCGGGCCUCUGCGAGGAAUUGGACGACGACGCGGCCGCCAGGAAGAACGGCAACGUACUCAGGAGGAUCAGCGGCAUGUGGAAGAAAUGA